This is a messenger RNA of Aaosphaeria arxii CBS 175.79, 1362 nucleotides long. RefSeq lists its product as uncharacterized. The record is from RefSeq and is a predicted model, not a curated record. Lineage: Eukaryota; Fungi; Ascomycota; Dothideomycetes; Pleosporales. The transcript has 2 exons. Bases 1 to 1362 code for a protein of 453 amino acids.
AUGGAAGACGACGAGCAGCAGAGCAAGCGCACGAAGAAUACCAACAGCCCUGACCAUGGAUUACAAAAUGAAAGGCCCUCGGAGAACCCUGAACCAAGCAAAACUCUCGAUACAGUUUCCGAACUCCUGGAUUUCCAUGACAGCCCCCCACAUACGAUGUAUACUGAGGAUGGACAUCCGUCAGCAAUUCUUAACUACAUUCAUGAUCGCUUGCAGAAGCAGUUAGAGCAUAAUGGAAUUGGAGAAAGGACAUCGGGCAAGUACAGGAAAUUGCUAUUCUCGAAGCGUUCAGACAUCAGUCAAAACAUGCACAAAGCUUUGAGACCAGAGGUGAUGGACCUGUUUGAAGCCAAGGAGCUCUACGAUAUCUCCAGGCUUUACCCGCUGCGCAUAUGUGAAGAAGCUUCUGCUCCUUCGCGUGCAGGUAUAUACCUACAUGCGAUAGUGUCACCGACUGAAGUCCGUUUCUACAUUGGGCAGACAUCGUCGCUGAGCAACAGAAUUAAGAACCACAAUACCCCGAGCAGAUGGAACAGUGAAACACUGCACUACCAAGUCCUUCAAGAUGCCCGAGACAACAACUGGUUAGACUUUUUCGUUGUCCUGGCCGACUUCGAUAUGCCUAACGACCAGUCUUCAAAUGAGGAUAGGCUUACGAUCAAUAUGUUAGAAAUGUGGAUGAGCACGGUCUUUCAGUCUCUUCCACCUAAACUGUUGGACGACUGGCUACCGAAGACUGUGGCCAGACGAUCAUGCCUAGGUCUCAAUCUUUCACUUCCGCUCUCGCAGGGUCAUAUAGAUGCUGCGAAGGAGUGGAUCCAUUUCAAAGACUCCAAGGAUCCCAUGCUCCAAGAGUAUUACACAUGGAGGGUGUCACAAGCACUACGAAACUUGGAAGCUGUUCGGUUCUGGCGAGGCAAUCUUGCGAGGCAGAGAGCCUUGCAUGGCGAACCUGCAAUUGUCACUACCUACAAAAAUACGAACAACAAGGGGUCAAAGUUUGUUCGAAAGGUCAUCAAACUGCGCGAUAUUCACCUCACCAUCCCCCCAACCCUAGAUGUGGAUCCCUCCACAGCCAAAGUCCUAUAUGACCUUAGGACUGAUGCACAUCCACAGCGAGCGGCGAAACGAAGCCUGCCAACAGAUCCUGCUAUGUGUUUGGGCAUCAAACUGACAGCAAAAACAUCACACGGUACCGUGAUCACGCACUGGCUACGGGCUGACGGCGACAAGAAUGUUCUACGGAUGAACAGCCUUUGUGACUGGCUUAUGGGGAUUCCAAAGGCAACAACAGAGGUCACCCCACGUCGCUUCUACAUCAAGAAGCCUGCGAAAGGGCGCGCAGAACAAUUUUACACCUAA